GCCUAUAUGUGUUGACCCAUUUUAUCCACCAGGACGGAUCCUCCCACAUGAAGCUUGGCCAGGAAAUUGUGGUUGCCUAGCAAGUUUCACUUCCACGGUGCAAAGUUUGAAGACGUGUAGCUCGGCUGCUUUCUGGAUCCUGUAAAGUACAAACUCACAGAAAAUAUUACUUCCCCGGCUAGGUCCAGGUGACAACACUGACGGUGCAAGAUGUCCGUCGCGGGAUUUAAGAAGCAAUUUUACAAAGCGAGCCAGCUGGUGAGUGAGAAGGUUGGAGGUGCAGAGGGAACCAAACUGGAUGAAGACUUCAGGGACCUCGAGAGGAAAUCCGAUGUUACCAGCAAAGCUGUGAUUGAAGUCAUCAAUAAAACAACAGAGUACCUCCAGCCCAACCCCGCAACAAGAGCUAAGCUUACCAUGCUCAACACGGUGUCCAAAAUGCGCGGGCAGGUCAAGAGUCCAGGAUACCCCCAGCCUGAGGGCCUCCUGGGGGAGUGCAUGACUAAGUAUGGACGGGACAUGGGCGAAGACACCAACUUUGGUGGAGCUCUAGUAGACAUUGGGGAGUCAAUGAAGAGGAUGGCCGAGGUCAAAGACUCUCUGGAUAUUGAUGUGAAACAGAACUUCCUUGACCCGCUACAGGCAGUCGCUGAGAAGGAUAUCAAAGACAUUCAGCACCACCUGAAGAAGCUCGAGGGCCGCCGUCUCGACUAUGAUUAUAAAAAGAAACGUCAAGGUAGAAUCCCAGAUGAAGAGCUCAGGGUGGCUCUGGAGAAGUUCCACGAGUCCAAAGAGAUGGCAGAAGGCUCCAUGCACAACCUGCUGGAAACAGAUGUGGAGCAGGUGAGUCAGCUGUCUUCUUUUGUGGAGUCUCUGCUGCAGUACCACAAACAGGCGGCGCAGGUCCUCGAGGAGCUUUCUGACAAGCUGAGAGAAAGGGUGACUGACGCUCAGGCUCGACCAAGGCGCGAAUACGCACCCAAACCCAGACCAGUGUAUGACUAUGGAGAGGUGGAGAACUCUAACGGAGCAUACACACCAGCUGCAUCAACCCCUCCAGCCUACUCUCCAGCCCCAGCACAAUAUCCAGGUCCAGCCUUCCAAAGAACCUCCGUCAAGAGCAGAGCGCCUGAGCCUUGUUGUAAAGCCCUGUAUGACUUUGAGCCAGAGAACGAAGGCGAGCUGGGCUUCCGCGAGGGCGACAUCAUCACCUUGGUCAGUCAAAUCGAUGAGAACUGGUUCGAGGGAGCCAUUCGCGGCAAAUCUGGAUUCUUCCCCAACAACUACGUGGAAGUGGUGGUGCCUCUGCCACACUGAAAACAGCCAGGCAAGAUGAGAACUACAGAACGGAGAGGGUGAAUAGUGGCAGAGGUAGUGAUUUCAAACUCACAAAAAAACAAAAGAUAUUUUCUCUUUAUUGUAGUAAUCGCAUAACCAUCUCAAGAUAAAGACCUUAUAUGUACCUAGGAGUUAUUGAGUAUAGAGCUUUUUUUGUAUUCUGUCAGAUUAUGUCAACAUUUAGUUGUAAUGGUAAGGAAAGAGGGAUUUUUAGUGACAGCUUAACUAUUGGGUGACUGCCUUUACAAUAUCUUAAGUAUUUACAUUCACUCUCAAUGCACCUGUGCACUUUGUACACUACACCUCCAUUACCGGGACUGAUGAAGAAAGAUCGAGACAAGAAAGACAUCUGUAAUGACGUGCAGCCGUUUCAAACACUAAGACGUGCAACUUUAUUCUUUCAUUCUUAACCUACUUUAUAUUUACAAGACUACAUUUCUUGUUUUAUGUACUGUUUAUACUGACAUGUAUACGCAUGCAUUCUUCCAAACACUAUUAGCUACACUCCCAGUUCUCACUGUGCCUUCAGGCUUAAGUUUUGUAAGUAAGGAGCACUGCUUGCCUUCUGUUGCUGUGUAUGACUAUCCUUUACUGCCAUCUAGUGGACCGAGAGAUCAUUCUUAGCUACUGGCGCUGUCACACAACCGCUAUUAUCUUUUGCCAGAUACAAAACAAACCAAAACAAUAUUUGACCAGAUCCUUUUUUUAGGGGGCAUGUCUGUAUGAGGUCGAAAACGUUUCUUGAAAACAUAUAUAAAACUUGAAAAAUAGCUGAUAUCAGUCAGCCGGUAACAUUGACUGACUGCUGUAUAGCACAUGUUUUCAGAGAAACUGAUCAGAGAAACUGACAUUUUUACAAACGCAUAUAUAUUCAAGACCAAAAUAAGUGGUUAUGUAGUCGAUUGUAAAGAGCUGGAGGGCGACCAUAAAUAUGCCUAGUUUUAUAACACCAACUGUUGCCACGUUGUUAUUGAUUUAAUUUAUCCAGAGUUCCUCACUGCACUCCACUGUCUCUUACAGCUGAUGUUGGGUGAGACUGCUGUUUGACAUGCAAAUAAAAUUGAAACAACCUCAUG
Gymnodraco acuticeps is the source of this 2414-nucleotide messenger RNA. RefSeq names its product endophilin-A2-like. The record is from RefSeq and is a predicted model, not a curated record. Gene Ontology annotation, cellular component: glutamatergic synapse; cytoplasm; presynapse. Gene Ontology annotation, molecular function: protein binding. The transcript is spliced from 9 exons. Gene Ontology annotation, biological process: synaptic vesicle uncoating. The coding region runs from base 211 to 1317 and encodes 368 amino acids. NCBI's taxonomy places the organism in Eukaryota, Metazoa, Chordata, Actinopteri, Perciformes, Bathydraconidae.